Pogona vitticeps (central bearded dragon) is the source of this 7487-nucleotide messenger RNA. Lineage: Eukaryota; Metazoa; Chordata; Lepidosauria; Squamata; Agamidae. The record is from RefSeq and is a predicted model, not a curated record.
GCACUGAGGUGAAAUAUUCAGCAGGUAAAGCAUUGUCCGCCAUGGUAUCUUUUUGGGUCAAGGAAAGCUUUCUGGUUGAAUUCAUCUUCAUCAUAUAGAUAGUAAAGGCAGGUGUCUCCUUUAUAAGGUAAAAAAUAAUAAUAAAUCUGACAGAAAUGGAUUCCAGUUUCUUCCAGACUUGACUCAAACGGGUCUUGGUGCUUGGGCCAUAUCAAUUUCCUUGCAUUUUAGGAAGGAAAGGGUGUUCCAAGACGUUCAGCUGCCUGGCUGAAGUUAAGACCACCAUCUUCCCUCUCUUUCCAUGUACAAAAGUUGUCCAGACUGGCAGCUGAAUCUAAGACGGCAUCUCCCUCUACCUCAUCUGGGGCCGCAGAACAGCUGAAAUGGCACAAGGUGACUCUUGUUACACCUCCAGCUCUGACCACUAACAUAUCCCAGCUUCUUCUCUCUGCCCUCCCUCCCCACCACCGCCAUCGGAGAUAAGAUGCCUCAGUCUGCUUGAUAACGCUAGAGCCAACUGUUGUGUCUCGUUGUCAGGGCUUGGAGGCAGAGGAGGAUCCUAGGCUGCAUUCAUACUAGGUGCCGUCUUGUGUGGUGUUUUUUUCUUCUUCUUUCCGUCAGGAAAACCUGAACAAGCUCCAGAUGUCUCGGAGAUGAAUGUGCAAAUAAAUAAGGUUCCCAAAACGGCGGGUUUUAAGUGCGCUUGAGGAUGGCGUUUAAGGCAGUGCUACGAAAGUCACCGGCACUCAGAAAUGCCCUUUCCCCAAACCCUUCCUUAGGGCUGUUGUGAAAAACGAGGAGUGUACUUCGUUCCCCCUGGGAAGAAGCAGAGAGACUGGCCUCGUGUUUGCGCACCUACACGCCGGGGUUGUUGCGCGCCCCCCCCAUCGACCCGACCUGAGGCGCUGAAACGACCCCCUCCACGUCCGCCUUUACUACCCCCGUUUCCUCAGGCGGCCUUUCGCAGCGCCUGCCUCCGGUCCGCCCGGGCAGGCCGCCCCACCGCGAGAGAAGGGGGGCGCUCUCGCCUGGCGGGGGCUGGGAGGAGAUGGGCGGGCAGAGCCUGGCGCCUGCGUGUCUCUCGGUGGGGCAAGAAAGGAGCUCCUCGCCGAGCGGCCGGGCGGAAGGAAGGAAGGGCGGGCGGGAGCUGGCUUCGGGGACACGUCCGCUCGGCUCUUGGCCCGGGGCUGGCGUGUGGCAUGGCGGAGGCAUCUGUGCCGAGCUCAGAUUUGCUAAAUCCAGAUGCAGCUGACUUUAUUCCAAGGGAAAGGCAGACUUACAGUCUAAACUGGAGCAGUCAGUCCAGACUGGAAUUGGAUCGAGAUUCAAGCAGAAACGUUAUACCACCCCCUAUUCAACCUAGGCACAGUAAAUAUGAAAGUUCUUCUGCAGAUAGGCAUACGUUUUACAGUCCAGAGAGCCAACGCAGAUGUCAACCAGAUUCAUCACUUUUCAGCAGUAUGGGUAAAACUAAAGGCCGCAACUUACAGUCUCAACGAUGGCAAAGAACAAGGAGUGAUAGAACACAUGGCAAAAAUCAGAUAAAGCAAACAGCUGGUGGGACCUCAGAAGGUCCUAUAUGUUUAGAUAGCAGAUUGGUUGCAGGACGGAGGAUGAAUCCUAGAGAUUAUAGUGACAACUCUUCAGAUAGCGAAAAAGAGGCUGCUACUGCAGAUAAUAGAGGAGCGAAGCCAAAGAAGACAUAUUUGAUGCAUUCACGUGGAAGAGGGUUGAAAGAAAAGGAGAAGCAUCCACCUGAAAGGGAUAAAAGAGUAACCUCUAAAUGGAGAGACAAGACUUCCGAUAACAUGCUAGAUCUGACUCAGUCAGACUCUUCUGAAGCUUCUCUUGGAAAAGCAGUGUCUGAUGGCUUUUCAGACAAUAGCAUUGCACGAAGAAGGUACCCUUUUGCAAACAGAUAUUUUAAGGACCCUUCAUGGAAUAAAGAGACAGGCAAAAGGCAAGAUACAUCCAGGAGUAAAAAUGCCAAGCAUGUUAAGAAUGCAUCUCUUCCACAUCCUCCCAAAGAACGCAGCAGUGAGAAGAAGAAAGAAUCUGUGAUACACGAAAGAGGUUCAAACUUUGUGACUGUGGCACAGAAACAGCCAUUGUGCCAAGCAUCUACUCAUGAUGGCAGAAAGCCUCUGCUUCAAGAAGGAUAUAAAAACAGGCGCUGGAAAAAGCAAAAUGAUGCACCAAAGAGUAAGGAAACUCAUACAGGGUCUCUUAUAGAGCAGCUUACCUCAGAAAAGUAUGAAUGUAUGGUAUGUUGUGAGGUGAUCCGUGUGGUGGCCCCAGUGUGGAGCUGUCAGAAUUGCUAUCAUGUAUUUCACUUGAGCUGCAUUAAGAAGUGGGCAAGAUCUCCUGCAGCACAGACUGAAGAUGGCAACAGUGGUUGGCGAUGUCCUGCUUGUCAAAAUGUUUCCUCUCAAGUUCCUAAUAUUUAUACCUGUUUCUGUGGUAGGGUGAAAAAUCCUGAAUGGAAUAGAAAUGAAAUUCCACACAGUUGUGGAGAACUCUGUAGAAAGCGAAGAUCAGCUCAAGACUGUCCGCACUUGUGUAACAUUCUCUGUCAUCCAGGACCUUGCCCAUCAUGCCCUGCUUUCAUGACCAAAAAAUGUGAAUGUGGACGCACAAGCCAUUCUGUUCGCUGUGGGCAUUCUGCUGCAAUUCAGUGUACUAAUAUAUGUGGGAAUGUUUUGAAUUGUGGUAAACAUAAUUGUACCCAGAUAUGCCAUUCGGGAAAAUGCCAGCCAUGUGAACUGACUGUACAGCAAGUGUGCUAUUGUGGAAGCACGUCUCGAGAAGUGUUGUGUGGAACAAGUGAAGAGCAUUUCUCUUGUCUGAGAACUUGUGGCAAAAAAUUAUCCUGUGGAAUGCACACCUGUGCUCAAGUAUGCCAUCCCCAGUCAUGCCAACCCUGCCCACGGCUUCCACAAGUAGUGCAUUGUUGCCCUUGUGGACAAACGCCUCUCAGUAAAUUAUUAGAGCUGGGGUGUAGAGAGCGUCAACUUUGCACAGAUCCUAUCCCAUCAUGUGGAAGAACAUGUGGGAAACCUCUGCCUUGUAGUAGCUAUGAUGCUGUUCAUACAUGUGAAAACCUCUGCCAUGAGGGAGAAUGUGGGCAGUGUUCCCGCACAUCAAAGAUUUAUUGUAGAUGUGCCUUAAAAGCAAAGGAAGUUCCCUGUGCUUCCCUCAAAAAUCAAGUUGGUGUAUUCCUGUGUGACAAACGGUGCAACAAGAAAUUAUCAUGCGGACGACACAAAUGUAAUGAACUUUGCUGCGUGGAUAAAGAACACAAGUGCUCUUUGAUUUGUGGGCGCAAACUCAACUGUGGAAUCCAUAGAUGUGAAGAACCUUGUCACCGUGGCAACUGUCAGAAGUGUUGGCAGACCAGUUUUGAGGAAUUAACUUGUUACUGUGGUGAAUCAGUGAUUUACCCCCCAAUACCUUGUGGUACUCGACCACCAGAAUGUAAAAAACCAUGUACCAGACCUCAUGAAGAUUCAGUCAAGACCAGCAUGAAUCUGAUUCUCAGGAUGUUGUAUCAUUCCUGUCAUAGUGAAGAGAAGUGUCCACCAUGUACAUACCUCGUUCAGAAAUGGUGCAUGGGAAGGCAUGAAUUGCGGAACAAUAUUCCCUGUUACCUCACAGACAUCUCUUGUGGUCUUCCCUGUGAUCGAAUGUUAAAAUGUGGAAUGCACAAAUGUAAAAGGAUCUGCCACAAGGGGGAAUGUCUCAUAGAUGAAGAGUGCAGGCAGCCGUGUACGAUUCUUAGGCUUCACUGUAAUCAUCCAUGUAUGUCUCCUUGCCAUCCAUCUUUACCUUGCCCUACAACACCUUGUAAUGCAAAGGUUGAACUUCAGUGUGAAUGUGGAAGAAGAAAGGAAACUAUGAUUUGUUCAGAAGCAUCAAGCACAUAUCAAAGAAUAGCUGCAAUUUCUAUAGCCUCUAAGUUAACAGAUCCACAGCUUGGAGAUUCAGUAGAGAUAAGCAGAUUGAUAACCAAAAAGGAAAUGAAGCAAACCAGGCUACAGUGUGAUGAAGAAUGUUUGGCGCUUGAAAGAAACAGGCGGUUUGCCGAGGCUCUUCAUAUUGAUGACAGUUCUGACCCUUUUAAUGUUCGUACCUCUGCACCUAAGUACAGUGAUACCUUGAAAGAGGACGGGCGAAAAGAUAUAAAGUUUGUCAGUGAAAUUGAAAAAGAAAUGAAAGCCCUUAUAGAAGCAGUUAAUAAGAGCAAGCAUACAAAGAAGAGUCAUUGUUUCCCACCCAUGAACAGAGAACACCGUCGAAUCAUCCAUGAGCUUGCUCAGGCUUAUGGCAUUGAGAGUGUGAGCUAUGAUAACGAACCAAAGCGCAAUGUUGUUAUCAGUGCGGUGAAAGGGAAAUCAGUUUGCCCAACAGUUACUCUGACAUCACUGCUUACCAAGGAGAGGCAGACUAGACCCCCGCCACCUAUUCCUCAUCACAAACAAUCAGAGAAGCAUGGGAGUAGCAGCUCAGAGAGAGGAUUCAAAGAGGAGCCAGUAAUUGACUACUUUGAUGUACAGGAUUGAAGAGAUGAACCUGAAAUUACACUAUUGAAAAGUGAAUGUGAAGCUGUUGGUGUAUUUAGGAUAACUUUUGUCAACCAAUUAUGUUUAGAAUUCAUAUGGACGUUAAGGAUGGAAAUAAGUUAUUCGUCACAAAAUUGUGUAAACCAGUGUGGGGUGGAUGGGUGUAUUUUUUAAAAGAGUGUGGUGAGAGCUGUAUAUGUGCAUCCGUAUCCAGCUUUUGAUGUGAAUCUUUGUGUAGUUCAUAACUACAAAAAAUUAACAAAUGGCAUCUAAUCCGUUACACUAUAUAAAAUAAACGGAUUCCUUCUCAUCAGGGUCAUAUAUUUGUCUUAGUGCAAAAUUAGAUUUAUAAAAUAGCCUUAUUCAGUUGAUCCACUCAUAUGAUUGUAGUUACCUUAAGGGAAGAAUGGGACUGCACUCACAGGCUCUACCCCAUCUCUCUUCUAACCUACAGUAUUCACUGAUUUCUGAAAGAAGAGCCUGCUGCCCCUCCCAGAAUGAUUUAGGACACUAAUCUUCUCUGUCAAGUAGCCUCUCCAUUUCACAUUGCACCCACACGUGGGGGAGGAAGGACUGGGGAAGACAAUGUCAUUAAAAUAUUUUGUUAAAGGAAAUGUAUAAUUCAGUAUUGGGGAAGUGUGAACAGAUUGUCUUGGAGUUUAACAAAAUGGUCAAAAUAAUUAAGAGCUAACAAGAGGGAAUCCACAGUAUAUUUGACCUUGUCAGCAGUAGACCUAGUGAGUCACUGUUUCUAAACUUCAUUUGCCUAUUCCAUCAGUCCUUAUUACUAAAGCUAUAUAUUGACAAGCGGUUACUCCCUUACUAUUCACUUAAGAUGGCUUGUAGAGCUAUGCUUGGCUUUUAGUGGCAUAAACAUAAACUGCAUUUACCUCUUAAUGCAGGAAGAAAUUGUGUUGAACAGCCAUUGAAUAUACCUGUUGAAUUUGGAAUUAAAUAAAAAGGCUUCUCCUUUUUUCACUAACAGUAUUUCUGUUUUUGGGGGGCCUGUUUAUUUUCUUAAUACCUUUCCUGCUGUAAGAUGCAGAUAUAUACCAUCCUGCUUCAUAUUUUCUUUGUGGGCAGAUUCUGAUGCUAAAAUUCUAAAUUUAAAGAGUGCCAGUGUUGAUACUCGUUGGUGCAGAUAUCAGGUGGAAUGGUGUUGUAUUAUGGCAUUCCUUAGUGAACAAUAUUUUUGUUGGCUCCCAGACUUUCCUUCAAUUGUAUAAGGUAGCAUUUUAUCAGUGUGCAGGAUAAAUCUUGAAUCAACCUGUAUGUAUGUUUAGCUUGUGAAUACAUGCACAUGUAAAUUCUUUGUGCAUUGUGGCUUGGAAAAUGGGUGAUGACCUGGAAUAAGCUUCCAUAUGGCCAGAUGUUUGAACAUGAGAAGGGGCGAAAUCAGUACUGGUAGUAUUUUUAAGGUGCUAUACAUAGAGACAUGGGGCUAAAUAAAGUGGCAUAUAUUAUAUUUACACCUAUUGUUCUGCACUUUGAUAAUUAGUUUACUUACUGUGAAUGUAUUCACAAACUAUGACAGACUAGCCUCCUUCUGGACACAUGUCAUUGAAGAAAAGAUGGCAUUUCAUUUCAUAGGGCAAGGAUGGAUGAUUAUUUGGUAUGAUUCACCAAAAUGCCUACAAAUUGAGCCCAAUUGUGCCUUUUCCAAACACCCCAAAGGAAGAUCCUAUUUCCUUUUUCAUACAUGUAAUAAAGCUAUGCCAGUUUUGCCCAGUCCAAGAGACAGAUCUUGCAUGGUAGAGUCUUUGCACACCCAAAACAGUUCUGAUGGCCUUUCUUGACAAACAUUGCAGCUUUUAUCCAAUGCAUAUAGUUGCUCAUCAACAAACACCGUUGGCACAGUUUGUGGGCUUAUGUAUAGAGGAGACUGCUACCUACAAAUAAGCCAACAAAUAUGUUAAUAUAGAAUGGAUCAGUCAGAGUUUGUGUGGAUAUAGAGCCCUCUGCUCAUUCCAUCAAGCACAGUUUAGAGGCAAUUUUCUAUUCAUGUCUGUCAAGGAUUUUCACAUCUGCAUAAACAAAAUAGAUGCUACUGGAGGUGGUUCUCACUAGGAACAACUUCUUGUGUAUGAGUUCUUUGGGUCAGGGUCCAUGUGUGCAGAGAGAUUUACUUGUUUUCAGUAUUUUACAAUUUUUAUGUACUGCAUUGUGGUUUUAAUGUGAUUGGUCCUGCUGUUGCUUGGUGGAAAUACUAUGUAAAUAUUAGGGACUGACCUGGUAUUUCCCUUUGCUGGUUUAAUAAAUUUGAUAUGGCUUCUGUGGAACUGAGCUCUCAGCCAUUGUUUUGAAAUUACAAUUUUCAUUUAUUCCGUUCUCACCUGGUUUUGCAUUAUUGGACAACUGAACUGACAGGAAGAAACUUGUUCAGAAGCUUGUUUAGAGCAAUUCUUAAAAACUAUUCUCUUACAAUUAUGAAAGGGGCAGUUAGGUUUAUAUAAGCAAAUUCUGCUGCAGGUAGAAUUUCAAGACUGAGGCUUAUUAGUAUCUGCGAAUAUUCAAAACAGCUUGAAUUACUCUGCUCUAUGUGCAUCAUUUGUGUGUAAUCUGAAAUUGUGAAAAUUGCUAUGGAGACCAUUGUGCCAUUUCUCAUGAUGUACUUCACGAUGAAGUGAAAAAUAUUGAUUUAUGAUAGUUUUUUUUAAAAAUCAAGUUAUUUGUUGAAUCUUUAUAUACACAAACACACACAACCUGCCUGCUUUCAAGUUCAAUGGUGUAAUAAAUGAUUGAAUUUAUAAAUCUGUAAUAUAUAUCUGUAAUAAAGUUGAAAAGCUCAGACGAAUGUUCUCUGGAUUUUCUUAACUUUUUUGUAAUAGGCUGAUGUCAUGCUAAAAGUUAAUGCAAUGAUUUGGGAGUUUUUAUGACUGUCACAAUGAAGUGAAAGCUGUUCUGCCUUGAAUAAAAUAUAUCAAAGUA